ACUGACCUCACUGUCACCUUCUCCUUUAUAAAUUUCUAGGGUUUCCUCUUUCCGAAAAACGCCGCUCCUUUUCUGUAGACGAGCUCACUAGAGACGAAAGAAGCAAAAAACCAGAACCCUAGAAAUUGUGAUCUCCGUAAUUUCACAAGCUCAGCUGAGCUGGGAAGUCGUGGAACAUGCACUGAUUGAUCAAGAAUUUGGACCCAAAUCACAUUUUUGGACCCGAUUUUGUUUCACAAUGUUGAGAUCUCUAGUUUACAAAGGGAACUCUUUCAUCGGGGAGGCUGACGUCAGCCCUAGCAGCGAUAAGACGGGGAUCUGGACGCGAGAGAUUCGAUCUCGCACCUCUCGCCGCCGAGCGAUCGGUCGCCGCCCCUGGCGGUCCUGUGGACUAUCGAUUCGGAUCUCGCACCUCUCGCCGCCGAGCGAUCGGUCGCCGCCCCUGGCGGUCCUGUGGACUAUCGCCGUCGAUGGGUUCUGCUUCAAGAUGGAAGCGCCGUCGCCGUCGCCGGAGGAUCAGUUGACUUCGAUCCAUGAUGCUUGCGUCAGAGAGAAGAAGACGGCAGUUGUUCCAUUAGGAAAUGAAGAGCUGCAUUUAGUGGCCAUGCCUUCCAAGAGAAACUCCAUGCAGUAUUCAUGUUUUUGGGGAUUCACCGUUGCUUCAGGAUUGUACAACUCUUGUCUAGUGAUGCUCAAUCUAAGAUGCCUUGGCAUUGUGUUUGAUCUUGAUGAAACACUUGUGGUUGCAAAUACUAUGCGAUCUUUUGAGGACCGAAUCAAUAAUCUGCAGCAAAAGAUGAGUAAUGAGAAUGAUCAACAACGUUUGGCCUCUAUGUUGGCUGAGAUUAAACGAUAUCAAGAUGACAGAACUAUUUUGAAACAAUUUAUAGAGAAUGAUCAAGUUGUUGAAAACGGAAAGCUGUUCAAAGUCCAAGCUGAGAUUGUUCGGCCUUUGUCUGAGAGUCAUCAACAGAUUAAUCGACCAGUUAUAAGAUUGCAAGAGAAAAACAUCAUCCUGACUCGUGUCAAUCCAGCUAUACGUGAUACUAGUGUUCUUGUACGGGUUAGACCGGCAUGGGAGGAACUUCGAAGCUACUUAACUGCCAGAGGCCGCAAGCGUUUUGAGGUUUAUGUUUGCACCAUGGCUGAGAGAGAUUAUGCUCUUGAAAUAUGGCGGCUUCUUGAUCCAGAAUCAAACUUGAUCAAUUCUAAUGAGAUUCUAGAUCGAAUUGUGUGUGUUAAGUCUGAAUUGAAGAAGUCAUUGCUAAGUGUCUUUCAAGAUGGGAAGUGUCACCCAAGGAUGUCUUUAGUGAUUGAUGAUCGUUUGGCAGUGUGGGAUUUUAAAGAUAAGCCACGAGUUCAUGUUGUUCCCGCUUUUGCCCCUUACCAUGCUCCUCAAGCAGAGGUGGUUAGUUCCGUCUCUGUUUUAUGUGUCGCAAGAAAUGUUGCAUGCAACGUUAGAGGCGGUUUUUUCAAAGAAUAUGAUGACACUUUAUUGCCACGCAUCGCUGCUGCUUGCUAUGAAGAUGAAGUGAGAGAUCUCCCAUCUGCUCCAGAUGUGAGCAAUUAUCUGAUUUCCGAGGAAGAAACUUCUCUAGGAAAUGGAAACAACGAUCUUCUUUCUUUCGACGGAAUGGCAGAUGCUGAAGUUGAGAGGAGAUUGAAGGAGGCAAAUUGCAAUAGCCAAGCUGCACCAUUCAUUGUCCAGGGGGCAAAUUGCAACGGUCAAACUGUUCCACCCAUGGUCAGCAACUUCAACCAUAUGCAAAUGACUCCUGUUCAUCAUGUGAUACCUUCAUCCUUCGGUGCAAAGCCUUUGGCAGCUUCUCAAAGGAUACUGCCAUACUCUAAUAAUCCUUUUCCUCAGCCUACUGUAUUGAUGAACCCACCUGCUAUUGAAGAGGGUGAAGUGAAUGAUUCAGAGUUAGAUCCAGACACAAGGAGAAGGCUUCUCAUAUUGCAGCAUGGGCAAGAUGUAAGAGGACCUUCACCAUUGGAAUUGAGACCUCAACCUGAAGUUCCUGUCACUUCUAUAAAAUCUCCGGAAAGUUGGUUACCAAAAGAAGAAGAGAUGAAACCGAGACAAAAGAGUAAAGCAUCCAAUGAUUACCCAUUGCAACCAGAAACUAUCCAUUUCAAUAAGAGGCUGUCUGACGAGGAUUCAUAUACUAACAGAAUAUAUCACAGAAACAAAAGGCUUACCACAGAGGUGCGUAAUGGAAGUGAUGGCCUGCAUAGAAACUAUUCAAGAUCAAAUUCAUUGACAGGCGAGGAUAUGUCUCGGCGUUCAAUUCCUACUAGGAGCAGAGAUGAACAUUUUGAAUCUGGUCUCACUCAGUUCUCCAAAAAUCCAGUUGAAGUUCUACAGGGGAUCGCUGCAGAAUCUGGAACCAAGGUUGAGUAUCGGAUAACUUUGUUAAACAGUAUAGAACUGCAGUUUUCUGUUGAGGCUUGGUUCCUUGGAGAAAAGAUGGGAGAAGGAAUUGGGAGAUCAAGGAAGGAAAGCCAGAAGCAAGCUGCUCAGGAAGCUAUUCAACAUUUAGCAGAUCACUAUCUGGAUGAUUUUUCCAAUCCAGCUGCUUUUUGUGAGAGAAAGCAAUCUCGUGUCGAGAAAAUAGAUAUUUUCAGUGACUCCAAUUUGCAUGGACCCCCAACAUAUUCAAGGAUGGAAACUUUACGAAACCCCUCAGAGGAAAAUUUGUUGAAGCCAUCAGAUGCUGCUGUCACCCUUAAGGAACUAUGUACUUUGAAGGGUUUCAGUCUAGCUUUUAAGACUGAUUCGUCACUCCAGGCCAGUUCAGACGAUAAGCAAGGUGUAUGUGCACAGGUUGAAAUAGCAGGACAGAUACUAGGAAAGGGAUCUGGAACUACCUGGAACAUAGCUAAGUUAAAGGCUUCUGAAGAGGCUCUUGCUAACUUGGAGUCUAUGCUAGGUCAAUUCACUCAGAAUUGCCUUGGUUCUUCAAGGAUAGUGCAAAGUCCUCCUAAAAAGAGUUGGAAGAAAGAUUGUUCACAAAUACUCCGUGGAUCAUCCGAUAAUUACUCAAAAAACAUAAUUCCUCAAUCUUGACAAUGGUGAAAAAGGCCAUAUUGUUUGUAGUUUUUGGAGCGUAAGCAGGGAUGUAGGGUUUUACUAUAACAGGGUUGGGCAAUUUUCCAGUUAAUGUUCCUAAUCCGAAAUCCGAUAUGGGGAAAGUUGAAGGUGGUUGUGUAUAAUUUCAUGUCCCCAAUGUUAUGCGGAGAUGACCCUGUGAUUUUAGAGCCCGUAGAGAGAAAUAUCACAGGUUUGCUAUCUCAGUCAUUAAUUCUUUCAUUUUUGUUCCCCCUUCAGUGGUAGCAGUGUGCUAUGUAUAUUGAGCUCAAGCUUUGUUGUAAUACUAGCCGCACAGGGACUUGUUUAGUGCAACAAGUUCUGUAAUCUUUUAUCCAUUGACCCGGAAAAAAAAGGUUCUAUAAUCUUGUGGGCUUGUGUGAUGUCUUAUGAAUUCCCUUAUCUGUGCAUUUUUUAUGUGUGAGUGUGUGUGUAGCUGCUUAUGGCAGAUUUCGAAGCAAAAUCAUUCUGUUGCCUUCAGCAUUGAUGUAAUUUUAACAACCUUUUUAUUU
Asparagus officinalis (garden asparagus) is the source of this 3603-nucleotide messenger RNA. RefSeq names its product RNA polymerase II C-terminal domain phosphatase-like 1. Gene Ontology annotation, molecular function: RNA polymerase II CTD heptapeptide repeat phosphatase activity. NCBI's taxonomy places the organism in Eukaryota, Viridiplantae, Streptophyta, Magnoliopsida, Asparagales, Asparagaceae. The record is from RefSeq and is a predicted model, not a curated record.